Molecule: messenger RNA, 3765 nt
Organism: Cutaneotrichosporon cavernicola
Lineage: Eukaryota; Fungi; Basidiomycota; Tremellomycetes; Trichosporonales; Trichosporonaceae
Gene: REV1
Exons: 1
Coding region: 1-3765 (1254 amino acids)
Biological process (GO): error-free translesion synthesis; error-prone translesion synthesis
Cellular component (GO): nucleus
Molecular function (GO): damaged DNA binding; DNA-directed DNA polymerase activity; deoxycytidyl transferase activity
Source: RefSeq, a predicted model, not a curated record
AUGAGCGACGGACCGGGAACGUCGCAGGAGUUUUGGGAGGAGGCCAUCGCUCUCCAGCCCACCCCGCAAGUACAGAAUGUGGCACCAGACGAUGAGGGUCCCUACGCCAAGGCGGGUAGGCGACGGUACGUCCUCUCUCCGGACAGCAGCGACGGCCCGUCACCAUUGCACCCACCCAGCGAGAAGGCUCCAUCCUCCCCAACGUCCCCGUCGCGCAGGGCGCCAGACACGACCGUAUCCGUCUCCUUCCUUCCCGCCUCGAUCCGCUCUGGCCCAAUUGAGGGCGCGCUGUCCUACCUGGCGGGCGACGAGUAUCGGCCCACAGCAUUCGGUAACAUAGGGGAUUACAUGGCCAAGAAAGACGUCAAGGUACAGACGCAGAACGCGCAGCUUGCUGUGGCAUCUGAGGCGCUCGGCAUUCCCCAGAUUUUCAAAGGCUUGACGUUCUACAUCAACGGCAAUACGAACCCAUCGAUGCCCGUUCUCCGGCGGCUGAUCGUGCAGCGCGGCGGUACAGUACAGCCUUACAUCCGGACUAAGGGCAGUAUUGACUAUGUCGUCGCCCCGGUUCUGACGCUCGCCAAGUUCAAGGAACUGAACAAGGGCGGCCGCGUGCGGAUCGUGCGCGAGGGUUUCGUUACCCAGUCCGUUGAGGAGGGGAAGGUGGUGGAUUGGCGCAAGUGGCGGCUGGUGGCGCAGGAAGAGGGAGGGCUGGCCGAGUUCAUCAAGGCCACACAGGACAAGCCGGUUGUCGAGGACGAAGACGAGAAGAUGACGAUCGACGAACCGCCAGCAGCCUCGUCCUCACACUUUCCUAUGGCCGCGCCCAAGGUCGCUGUGUCAGGCAUGCUGGCUCGGCCUCUUGUAGCCCAGCAAGGCUUGCUUCCCGCCUCGCCACGCGUUUUUCAGCCACAAGCACAUCGCCCUCCGGGCCUUCCCACUCCCACUCCCAAGCCCAUCGCGUCCAGCAGCGCCUCCAUCCCAGCCAUGGAAGUGCCCAGGCAUGUUGCCAACGUCAAGCAUCUCCACCAGCAGAGCUCGACGUCCAGCGUCAGUGGGACGUCAGCCGCGGUCGACCGCGCGGAGAACAGCUCGCAGACGGACUUUGGCGAGAUGAUCGACCUGGCGGGCGUCGACAUCGCGGAGCUUGAGGGCAAAGCCGCGCCAGCACCUCUGCGGAUCAAGCCUGUGGCCGACGCAACUGCGGCUCCUGCCGAUAAAGCGCCCACUGAGGCCGUCAAAGUGCCUGUAACGGCCGGAGGACCUGAGGCUGUCGAAACUGAAGCAGCUGAAGUCGAGACCACCGGCUCAGACCAGAACCAACCGCCUGCCGAACCCGAAGCCAGAGGAGACUAUUAUGCCCUCUACCGCUCGAACCCGCACGCCUCCCGGCUGAUGAAGACUGAGGGCUUCCGCGAGCAGAUGACUGCGGCGUCGGGCACCUCGUUCAUCGACACGUAUUACCAGAAGUCGCGUCUCCACCUUCUCUCGACGUGGAAGGCGGCGCUGAAGCUCCUCGUCGCCGAAGCUCGGGGCAUGGCGGGCCACGUGCCGCGCGUCCUCCCGCCUGCUGGCGCCGAGCGCGUGUUCAUGCAUGUGGACUUUGAUGCGUUCUUCGUCUCGGUGGGCCUCGCUACGCGCCCACAACUCGCAGGCAAGCCAGCGGUUGUCUGUCACUCCUCUAGGGGCGGGAAAGAUUCGACGUCCGAGGUAGCGAGCGCGUCAUACGAGGCACGCGCCCGUGGCGUCCGGAACGGGAUGAGUCUGGGCCGUGCGCGCCAGCUCUGUGGACCCGAGCUCGAGACGAUUCCCUACGAGUUCGAAACGUACAAAUCACACAGCACGGCGUUCUACUCGGUCCUCGUCGGGUAUGCUGACGAGCUCGAGGCAGUAUCUAUUGACGAGGCGUUGCUCGACGUUACCGGCGCCGUGAAUGCGUGUGCUCUCGCCCCAGAUGCUGCAGACGCUGACCCCGAUCCAGCCGUGACCGUUGCCAAGCGCAUCCGCUUGGCUAUCAAGAAGAAGACUGGGUGUAAUGUGAGCGUGGGGAUAUCGCACAACAUUCUCCUUGCGCGCCUGGCUACGCGCAAUGCCAAGCCGCCCGGUCCCGGGGUAUUCCACCUCAUGGGCCCCGAUAUCGCGCCCUUCCUAUCCGAGCUGGAUGUGGACAACUUCCCAUCCUUCGCGCGCAGCGCGAAGAACAAGCUGGCCGAAGCGUUUGGGGCGACGACGGUGCAGGCUCUCCUCCCACAGUCGAAGGAGGCGCUGCGUCGCGUACUUGGUCCCAAGACUGGCGAUACGCUUUAUAGCUUUAUGCGUGGCAAGGACGACCGCCAGCUCGAACCCGACAAGGCGCGGAAGAGCGUCAGCGCUGAGACAAACUACGCGAUCCGGUUCGCGGACCAGGUUGAGGCCGACGCGUACCUUGGCAAUCUCGCGGACGAGGUUUCGAAACGACUCAAGGCCAUCGGGGCCAAGGGGAGGCAUGUGACACUCAAGAUCAUGGCUCGCGACCCAAACUCGCCAGUCGAGCCACCCAAGUUCCUCGGACAUGGGCACUGCGAGACGUUCAACAAGUCGGCUCCGCUUGCGCGGCAUACCAACGACGGAGCGAUGAUUGGCGCAGAGUGCAUUAAGCUCCUGCACGGCAUGUUGUUGAAUCCGGUCGAGCUGCGCGGAGUCGGAAUUCAAGUGACAAAGCUGGAGUUUAGUGCCGAGGUGGUGGGCGGACAGCCCACGCUUUCUUUUACGAAACUGGCCGCCAAAAUGGAAGAGGGACAGCGGCCUCUUUCAGCAAUGCUGAAGGGCGCUGAACUGGCGAAACCUACCACCGAGGCCAAGACGGUCCCAGAGCCCAGUGAGGAAACUGAGCCGUCGCCCAGUGCGCUCGUCGGAUCACCCACUCCUCCCGCUCCGCCGUCUCCGGUUUUGCGCGGACAUGUCUCGUCAGAGCUGGACCCCGACCUCCUCGCUGCCCUCCCGCUGGAACUACACGCCGACGCGCGCGCUCAAUACCGCGCCGAACGUAAGCGUCAGCGUGAGGAGCCCUCUGAACCGGAACAAGAACCCCAUCCCAAGAGGCCGCAACUGAACCCCGCAGCACACAUCACGCGGCAGCUGCGGCCCAAGACAAAAACCCAGCUCCGCGCAGGCGAGGUCGCUGAACUACCACUCUAUACGGCGUGGGGCCGUGGCGGGCGCCGCUCACGAACCGGUUCACGGGCAGGCUCGAGAAUGGGUACACGGGAGCCCGAGUCGCGUGGUGGAUCCGUACCCGCCGACGAGGUCAUUGAUGUUGAGGAAGCAGAGACGCGCGAGCUGCGCGCCCUCGGUAUUGACCCGGACGUGUUUGCCGCCCUACCGCCCGACGUACAGGCCGACGUGGUUGCGCAGGAGCGGGCGCGGCGGCCCGUCGUCAAGGGCGGGAACGGCAAGAAACGGGUACCGAGGGCAGGGCGGGCCGCGCCGGUUGCGCAGGCCGCGGCGAAGCCUGCCCUCUUUGGCGAGCGGAGCACGGCGGGCGUCGCAGGCGUGCUCGCCUCUUGGGUCAAUAGUGGACCGCCGGCGAGCCGCGACGUCGAGCGCGUGACGAGCUAUCUCCGUAAAUGCCUUAAUGGGCUUGGCGGGGUUGAGCACGUCAGCUCUCUGCUCCGGUCCAUGCGUGCUUUGGAGCCAGGGGGAGAGUGGGCGGAUGUGUGGGAGACGCUGAGGGCCGCUGUGGACGAGGGCGUGAGGGAACGGAUGGGGGCUGGGUUGCGGCUGUAG